Messenger RNA from Brassica napus (rape), 1227 nucleotides. RefSeq lists its product as uncharacterized. NCBI's taxonomy places the organism in Eukaryota, Viridiplantae, Streptophyta, Magnoliopsida, Brassicales, Brassicaceae. The transcript has a single exon. Bases 126 to 398 code for a protein of 90 amino acids. The record is from RefSeq and is a predicted model, not a curated record.
UAAGACAAAAAGACACACAGAGAGUCACACACAAAGACAAAUCAAAAGAUAUCGAUUCUGAAAGAAAGAAAGAAAAAAACAAACUUGUUGAGAUAAGACGAAGAUUCGUUUGUGCAAAGAGAGACAUGGUGUUCCGAGGCGACACGGUGAUGUCCGUAGCCCACUUCUCUGCGGAUAUAUUUCAGCGGUGGAUCCCGGCGUCGGAACGAAUCAGAAGCGGCGAGAUGUUGCAGCUCGUCUGCUGUUUUCCACUUCAAGAGCUUGGUCGGUUCGUGGCAUGGUUCUGGAACUAUAUAUGUGUUCCACCCCCUGAGAUAUUAUAUUAUGAGAGAUCAUCAUCGUCGUCGUCUUCUUCGAUUGUUAAUAGCCAGAACUACUAUCAUCUUCACUUGGAGUGACUAUGUUUUUCAUUUCAAGUAUUAUUGUAUAGAAAAAAAAAACUACUUGGCUGGAGUUUCUCGGGGUUGUUGGAUUGAUCGGAGUAUGUUUAUCAAUCCUUGUUUAUUAGAAUCAAGGGAUAAUGUUUUUGUUAAUUCGUGAAGGGAUAUGUAAUGUUACAUGGUAUAAUCAUUGGAUGUUAUCUCUAUGGUAACGUGUAUUUUUUAGGCUAGAAACUAGUGUGGAUGAUCAAGUUCUCAAGCAAUGGUUCUUCUUUGUGUAAAGAUCAGUUUUUUUAAGCAGAGUGGUCUCAAGAUAAAGCAAGGUACCUUAAUCAAAUCAUUCAAAUCACUUACUAUCAUCUUUGGGAGUGUGUAAUCCAUUUAGGUGGUAAAGUUUAAACCUUUAUUUGUGUAUAAUAAAUUUACACUGUAUUCUUCUUGAAGGUGUCCUACUGAUUAGUUCUUUUGCUUGUCUUUUUUCUUUCAGGUUUGAGAAGUUUAAUGGAAUCCAGUUCAGGAUUAACGUUGUAUGGCAGCAGUGGCUUGGCUUGCGACGAGUUUGGGCCUUCUCCAGUAUGAUAUCAUUGUUCUAGAUGCAGAGCGUACCUUCUCUCAAGAUUUGUGUUAUGUUUCGGUUCUAAAGAAGAAAAGGGUUUACAUAUCCCUUUGUUGGUUGAAUCGGUUUGGUUAUCAUGUGAUUCUUUCUUGUAGCAACUAGCAACAUAAUAGGAUUAGUCUCGUCUUUCCUUUAGCCAAAUGUUAGUUAAACGAUCUAACUUGGGCCAAGUCUGCGGAUAGGGUCCAAUCUUUUUCUAUAGGAAGUUCACAAGGUUGUAUUGUUUUUCAA